This is a messenger RNA of Loxodonta africana (African savanna elephant), 6219 nucleotides long. It is a transcript of the gene IDS, whose product is annotated as iduronate 2-sulfatase. Lineage: Eukaryota; Metazoa; Chordata; Mammalia; Proboscidea; Elephantidae. The coding region runs from base 116 to 1765 and encodes 549 amino acids. The record is from RefSeq and is a predicted model, not a curated record. Gene Ontology annotation, molecular function: iduronate-2-sulfatase activity. The transcript has 9 exons. Gene Ontology annotation, cellular component: cytoplasm.
AGCGGCCCCUUGGCGUAGUCCGUGGCUCUGAUUCUCGCCGCGGCUGCGGUGGCCGCUACCUGGCCCCCCGGCCACAACCGGUCAGUGCCGCCUCGGGGCGCGGCCCGAAGCGGAAAUGCCGCCGUCACCCGGCCAGGGCCUCUUCGGGGUCAGCCUGGUCCUGGCCUCCGUCUGCGCGGCCUUCGAGUCUGCGGCACUGGGGAGCUCGGCCACAGACGCUCUGAACGUCCUUUUCAUUGUCGUGGACGACCUACGCACCACCCUGGGCUGUUAUGAGGACAAGCUCGUGAGGUCCCCAAACAUUGAUCAGCUGGCAUCCCGCAGCCUCCUUUUCCAGAAUGCUUUUGCCCAGCAAGCAGUGUGCGCCCCGAGUCGCGUGUCCUUCCUGACUGGAAGGAGGCCCGACACCACCCGCCUCUAUGACUUCAACUCCUACUGGAGAGUGCACGCUGGAAACUUCUCCACUAUCCCCCAGUACUUCAAGGAGAAUGGCUAUGUGACCAUGUCAGUUGGAAAAGUCUUUCACCCUGGAAUAUCUUCCAACCACAGUGACGAUUCUCCAUAUAGCUGGUCCAUUCCACCUUACCAUCCCUCUUCCGAGAAGUACGAAAACACCAAGACCUGUAGGGGGCAAGACGGAGAACUCCAUGCCAACCUGCUUUGUCCCGUGGAUUUGGUGGAUGUGCCUGAGGGCACCUUGCCUGACAAGCAGAGCACCGAGCAAGCUAUCCAUUUGUUGGAAAAGAUGAAAACGUCGGCCAGGCCUUUCUUCCUGGCUGUUGGGUACCAUAAGCCACACAUCCCCUUCAGAUACCCCAAGGAGUUUCAGAAGCUGUAUCCCUUGGAGAACAUCACCCUGGCUCCCGACCCCCACGUGUCUGCCGGACUCCCCCCUGUGGCCUACAACCCCUGGAUGGACAUCAGGCAGCGGGAGGAUGUGCAAGCCUUGAAUGUCAGUGUGCCCUAUGGCCCCAUUCCUGCGGAUUUUCAGCGGAAAAUCCGCCAGAGCUACUUUGCCUCGGUCUCGUAUUUGGAUACACAGGUCGGCCACCUUCUGAGUGCUUUGGAUGAUCUUCAGCUGGCCAACAGCACCAUCGUUGCAUUCACCUCCGAUCACGGCUGGUCUCUUGGUGAGCAUGGAGAAUGGGCCAAAUACAGCAACUUUGACGUCGCUACUCGCGUGCCCCUGAUGUUCUAUGUUCCUGGAAGAACGGCUUUGCUUCCAAAGGCAGGCGAAAAGCUUUUUCCUUACAUCGACCCUUUUGAUUCCAUCUCAGAAUUCAAGGAGCCAGGCGGGCAAGCCGUGGAAAUCGUGGAACUUGUGUCUCUCUUCCCCACACUCGCUGGACUGGCGGGACUGCAAGUUCCACCCUGCUGUCCCGUUCCCUCCUUUCACGUUGAGCUGUGCAGAGAAGGCCAGAACCUUCUGAAGCAUUUUCAGUUCCAUGACUUGGAGGAGGAUUUGGACCUCCAUGGUAAUCCCCGUGAGUCCAUUGCUUACAGCCAGUACCCUCGGCCUGCAGACUCCCCUCAGUGGAAUUCUGACAAACCAAGUUUAAAAGAUAUAAAGAUCAUGGGCUAUUCUAUCCGUACGAUAGACUAUAGGUAUACUGUAUGGGUUGGCUUCAACCCUGAAGAAUUUCUGGCUAACUUUUCAGACAUCCAUGCAGGGGAGCUCUAUUUUGUAGAUUCUGACCCGUUACAGGAUCAUAAUGUCUAUAAUGACUCCCAGGGUGGAGAACUCCCCCUAUCAUGGAUGCCUUGAAUUUUGCUGACCACAGAGCACAGGCGUUAUGUGCUAGUGAGACAUGGCAUUAGAACUGGUAAUUUCGUGAUCACUUCUAAUAUUGGAAACAACCCAAGGGGUGGACAAUCAAAACAUGUACCAACCAUUUGGCCUAAGAAUUUGUUAAACAGCUAAACCUUUCAAUUUAAUCUUCAUUAAUUUAAAAUUGAACGAAUAAGUGCUAAGUGAACAAACUUAAAAUUAUGCCAUACCUUUAGAUACCAUUGAAACAUGAGGUAAUUUUCAGUAGCCCAGGAUGUAGUUCUUUUUUCCCUAAAGAGAAAAAAUAAUCAGAAAGGCAGGUGGUAGUAACGAGCUUAGUCUUUCAUCAUCUACAAAAGGGAUGGAAUACUUACAGCUAAGAUUUACAAAUGUGUUGCAGCUGAUGAGGAAACGGAAUUACCCACCUUCUUAAAUAAACAGCUAAUGUAGUCCUGUACUGAAAUCGGAAUCAUUUUUAGUAAUCCUUUUCUUUGCAAAUGCUUCAGUGUUUCAGAGUAAAAGGUUUGUGAAACAAAAUACAGUGAAUUAUAUUGUUACUGUAGUGUAGUAAAUUGUAACCAAAAGGGCAAGAUAGUAUAUUAAAAGAUGGCUUCAAAUCAGUAAAAUUUCAAAGACAGAUAUUGUUCCCGUUUUGUUCACUAGCUAGCCCACUGUCAAGGCAUAUAUGGUAACACAAGGUCCUCUGAGCAGUUACGCGUCUGGCAGCAGCCUUUUCUACUUGAGUGAAGGGGCUGAUUGCUCUCUUCUGGUCCUGAAGAAGCUCACCUCUCUUCUGGAAGCCUUGGCUUUCAUAGACAGGCUCCCUCUGCUGCCUCUUUCUCGUUCUACAUUCCUGUUAGUGCUCUCAUCACUUCCACUUUGAUUUUUUCAGUUCAGUCUGUAAAUUCCUCACACUGUAUUUUCAGUGUAUUUAGCUUUAUCUCUUCCUAUGCAGCUGUUUCUUGCUCCUGGUUGACUACAAUAUGUAUACUUCAUCCUUUUUCUGUCACUUGAUUUAUGGGAACAUAAAUUUUUUUUUUUUUUUUUAGUAUCAGAACCCUCCAAAUUUCUCUCUUGAUGAAGUUGUAAGCUGAGUUGUGCCGGGAGAGAGUACAGGGACGCCUUCCUCCAGCUGCAUCUUCUUGUUCACUGUGUGACCAAAGCCACCCACAGGGUCCACAUGGGGCCUCUUGCAUGGCCAUCUGUCUCUACUGGAAGUGCUAUAUGAUGGUGUGGCCCCAGAAUGCUUCGGUUCUCCAUAGGCUUUCCUUUCUUUGGCCUGCCUUUCCAGAUCUCUCCUUUUAGAUGUGAAGGCAGCAUUUCCCAUUCUUCUAAACCGUCUUCUGACUUGUGGUUGCUUUUUGUGGUCUUGACGGGGAACCCAAGUUAGAGCUGCUUUUUGUUUCCUUUUGCCUGUCUCUGACAUACAUGGGGAUGAGCGGCCACUUUCUGACAUCAGAUAUCAAGGCUACCACAGUCCUUAUCUCUGUUGCUUCAUGUAACCUUUCUUCAGGUCUGCUGAGCUGAAUGUAUUUUAUUAACGGCUCUCUAGUCACGAGUCAGAAUUGACUCACUGGCAGUUGGUUUGGUCUUUGGUUUUAGUCACUUUAUUUGUAGAAAUCACCAUUUCAUUUGAGCAGGAGUUUGUUUAUUCAGUUUAGUUGAAACCAGAGUGAUCCCAGAAAUUCUGAGUGGGCCUAGGUCAGUGGCUCACAAACAUGAGCACGCAUCAGAACCACCUGGAGGGCUUGUUAGAAUGCAGUACACUGGGCCUGCCCACAGGAGUUCUGAUUCAGUGGAUCUAGGGUGGGGCCUGAGAAUUUGCAUUUCUUAAAAACUCCAGGGUGAUGAUGCUGAUCCAAGGACCACACUUUGAGAAUCACUGCCCUAGGUCUCUGCUCUCUGAUACGGGAGCCACUAGGCACAUGCGGCUCUUUACAUUAAGAAGAAUUUUUCUUCCCACUGGCCUCCUUCCCCCAGCUCCUGGUAACCACUGAAUCUCUUUUGUCUUGAUGGAUUUGCCUGUUCCAGAUAUCUCAUAUAAGUGAGUUCAUAUACUGUUCGUCCUUUUGUGUCUGCCUUCUUUCACUCAGCUUAUGUUUUCAGGGUUCACCCACGUUGUGGCCUGUAUCAGAACUUCAUCUCUUUAUGGCAGUACCACAUCGCGUUUAGCCAUUCGCCUGUUGAUGAGCUCUUUCCACCUUUUGCCUAUUGUGAAUAACGAUGCUGUUAACAUUGGUGUACACUUAUCUGUUUCAGCCUCUGCUUUCAGUUCUUCUGGGUAUAUACCUAGGAGUGGAAUUGCUGGGUCAUAUGGUAAUUCUAUGUUUCACUUUUCUAGGAACCGCCACACUGUUUUCCACAGCACCUGUACCAUUUUACAUCCCCUCCAGCAGUGGAUGAGGGUUCCGAUUUCUCCACAUCCUCGCCAACCCUGGUUAUUUUCUGUUUUUUCGCUAACAGCUAUCCUGUUGGGUGUGAAGUGGUAUUUUGUUGUGGUUUUGAUCCACAUUUCCCUGAUAACUAAUGAUGUUGAAUUUCUUUUCAUAUGCUUUUUGGCUAUUUAUUUGUAUAUCUUCUUUUGAGAAAUGUCUAUUCAAGUCAUUUGCCCAUUUUGAAAUUGGGCUGUUUGGUUUUUUUGUUCCUGAAUUUUGUACCCUUCUGUGAUAAUAUGGUUUCCAAAUAUUUUCUCCCUGUUCUAUAGGUUGCCUUUUCACUUUUCUUCAUAAUGUCCUUGAUGCACAAAAGCUUUAAUUUUGAUGAAGUCCAGUUUAUCUAAUUUUUUCUUCAUCACGUUUGCUUUUGGUGUCGUAUUUCAAAAACCAUUACCUAACACCGUGUCACUACGGUUUACUCCUAUGUUUUCUUCUAUUUAUGAUUUUUAGUUCUUAUAUUUACGUCACUGAUCCAUUUUGAGUUAAUUUUCAUACGUGGUGUGAGGUACGGGUCCAGCUUCAUUCUUUUGCAUGUGCACAGCACAGAUGUAGAAUGUUUCUGUCACGGCAGAAAGCUCUAUUGAACAGAGUUGCCCUAGAUUAUCGCUGAUUUUGAGCUGGAUCCACCUGGCUAUUGCCAUGUUCCUUCUUGAGCUGUUUCUCUACCCUGUGUUUGCCCCAGAGGCUUGUCUGGAGAUGAGUGAAGUAUGCUUGGUUUAAGUGUGGAGUAGGGAGUGUCACUAUGGCAAUUGGCCUCUUCCUGUUCACUGCCAUUGCCAUUGCCAUUGCCAUCACCCCAGCCCUCUUCCCUCCUUUCCAAGUAGUUUACCUCCCCUCUUCUUCCCUCCCUUGUUCCCAAAGGAAUCCAUGUGUCUUCCUAGAAUCCCUCUUUAAUUUUUCCUUUGAGAACACCGUCAGUGCCUACUACUGGGUCUAGACGACCUCCUCAGAGCAGUCCGAGUCUUCCCUUUAUCCCACGAUGCCCCUUUCCUUGGAGACCAGCUCACCACUGGUCCCUACCUACCCUUGCAAAUUCCUCCCUCCCCCAGCUCCUAGGUGACCCGCCCCCCUCCUCUUUUCACCAGUUCAUUCAUAACCAUUUUCAUAACUCAGCUCCUGCCCCCCCACCAUCCCCAAGAGGCUGAGGUUUUUGUGACUCUCUAUCUAGACUGUACCUGGAAUGAAAUGAGCGUUGUGAAAGAAUCUGUGUUCAUCUUACUUGAAAAAGGGUGUUUUUUUUCCUGCUUAUAAAAUUGAUGUGUUACUUAUGGAAAAUUUGGAAAACACAAAAGUAGUAAAGGGUAAAAAAAAAAUGUUUUAACCCUGAGAUAAUCGCCUUUUUUUUCUUUUUUGGUGUGAAUUUUUAUAUUGUGAUGAUACUGUGUUCUCUGUCAUGCAAUUUCAUAUCCUUAUUUUUUUUCCACUAUCACUUAGGUACUAUCUGUGGCUAUAGAUUUUUGCAGAGAUACUUUAUUUUAUUGUGUAGUUUUACCAUAAUUUACUUUAUCUCCUAAUUAUUGGAAAUUUAAGUUAUUGCCAACUUUUCAGUGUUGUAAAUGAUGCUGUGAGGGACAACUUUGGGGAUAAAAUGUUUUUGUGUAUUUCAAGUUCUUUCCUUAGGAUAUAGUCUUAGUGCCCACUGGGCUCCUAUCCCUACAUGCUUGCUUACUGAGGAGAGUCAAACUGAAAAAUCAAGCAACUAAGUAUAGAAAUAAAGGCAUAAAACAAACACAAACAAACAAACCCUACCAUAAUAGGUGAAAGUGGUGGCCUGUUUUACUUUCUAAAUCGUACUUAGUAGUGACCUUGAUCAUUGUUCUCUCCCUGUGAUUGUUGGGCGUUUGGAUUUCCAGCUGUGUGCAUCUGCCUUUUAGGUGUGAUUAUGGGUUUCACUUUUUUAAAGUAAUCAAAUGAAUUGAUCUUUUCCUCUGUGACUUUUCUUCCUGUUAAACAUGGAACCCUCCCCACCCCUGCCAAUCUGGAGAUUGAAUAAAUAAAUCAUUUUGCUUUGCCUUU